CCGCCACCGCCGCGCCGAGUCCUUUUGUCCAAGAUGGCGGCGCCGGGGGCGCUGCCUCCUCGGCCGCCGCCGCCGCCGCUGUGAGAAACCUACGGGCCGCCCGCCCGCCGCGCCAGCGCCAUGAAGCGGCAGAGCGAGCGAGACUCUAGCCCGAGCGGGCGCGGCUCGUCAUCGUCGGCCAAGCGUCCGCGGGAGCGCGAACGGGAGGCGGAGGCGGGCGGGCGGCGGGCGGCGCACAAGGCCUCUGGCGGCGCCAAGCACCCGGUUCCAGCGCGGGCCCGCGACAAACCCCGCGGCAGCGGAAGCGGCGGGGGCGGGCAUCGCGACGGCCGCGGCACCGGGGACGCGAAUCACCGCGCGAGUAGCGGGCGCUCCUCGGGCUCCGGCGCUGGCGGCGGGGGACGCGGCGGCAAGGCCUCGGGGGACCCGGGCGCCUCCGGCUUGUCGCCCCGCGCGUCUCCUCUGCCGCCGCCUCCGCCACCGCCUGGGGCUGAGCCCGCGGGUCCCGGCUCAUCUGCAGCCGCGCCUGAGUACAAGACGCUGCUCAUCAGCAGCCUGAGCCCCGCGCUGCCUGCCGAGCACCUCGAAGACCGGCUCUUCCACCAGUUCAAGCGCUUCGGCGAGAUCAGCCUCCGCCUGUCGCACACGCCUGAGCUGGGCCGUGUGGCCUACGUGAACUUCCGGCACCCACAAGACGCGCGCGAGGCCCGCCAGCACGCCCUGGCCCGCCAGCUGCUGCUCUACGACCGCCCGCUCAAGGUAGAGCCCGUGUACCUGCGCGGCGGCGGCGGGAGCAGUCGGCGAAGUAGCAGCAGCAGCGCCGCCGCUUCCACGCCUCCCCCAGGGCCGCCCGCGCCCACCGACCCGCUCGGCUACCUCCCGCUGCACGGAGGCUACCAGUACAAGCAGCGCUCGCUGUCCCCCGUCGCUGCCCCGCCCCUGCGGGAGCCCCGCGCCCGCCACGCCGCCGCAGCCUUCGCCCUGGAUGCCGCCGCUGCCGCCGCUGUGGGACUGUCCCGAGAGCGGGCCCUGGACUACUACGGGCUGUACGACGACCGUGGGCGCCCCUAUGGCUACCCAACUGUGUGUGAGGAGGACCUGAUGCCCGAGGACGACCAGCGGGCCACGCGCAACCUCUUCAUUGGGAACCUGGACCACAGCGUAUCUGAGGUGGAGCUGCGACGGGCCUUCGAGAAAUAUGGCAUCAUCGAGGAGGUGGUCAUCAAGAGACCUGCCCGUGGCCAAGGUGGUGCCUAUGCCUUCCUCAAGUUCCAGAACCUGGACAUGGCCCAUAGGGCUAAGGUGGCCAUGUCGGGCCGAGUGAUUGGUCGCAACCCCAUUAAGAUAGGCUAUGGCAAGGCCAACCCCACCACUCGUCUCUGGGUGGGUGGCCUGGGACCUAACACCUCACUGGCAGCUCUGGCCCGGGAGUUUGACCGCUUUGGGAGCAUUCGGACCAUUGAUCACGUCAAAGGAGAUAGCUUUGCCUAUAUCCAGUACGAGAGCUUGGAUGCAGCCCAGGCCGCCUGUGCUAAAAUGAGGGGUUUUCCCCUGGGUGGACCAGACCGCAGGCUCCGCGUGGAUUUUGCCAAAGCAGAGGAGACUCGGUACCCCCAGCAGUACCAGCCCUCACCACUCCCUGUGCAUUAUGAGCUGCUGACAGAUGGAUACACCCGGCACCGCAACCUGGACACCGACUUGGUGCGGGACAGGACGCCCCCACACCUUCUGUACUCAGACCGAGACCGGACUUUUUUGGAAGGGGACUGGACCAGCCCCAGUAAAAGCUCUGACCGCCGAAACAGCCUUGAGGGCUACAGUCGCUCAGUGCGCAGCCGGAGUGGUGAGCGUUGGGGGGGAGAUGGGGACCGUGGUUUGCCCAAGCCCUGGGAAGAGAGGCGGAAACGGAGGAGCCUUUCCAGUGACCGUGGGAGGACAACCCACUCCCCUUAUGAGGAACGGAGCAGGACCAAGGGCAGUGGGCAGCAGUCAGAGCGGGGCUCCGACCGCACCCCUGAGCGCAGCCGCAAGGAGAACCACUCCAGUGAAGGGACCAAGGAGUCCAGCAGCAACUCCCUCAGCAACAGCAGACACGGGGCUGAGGAACGGGGCCACCACCACCACCACCACGAGGCUGCAGACUCUUCCCAUGGGAAGAAGACAAGAGACAGCGAGCGCAAUCACCGGCCCACGGAGGCUGAGCCCAAGCCUCUUGAAGAGCCAAAACAUGAGACCAAAAAGCUGAAGAAUCUUUCAGAGUAUGCUCAGACACUACAGCUGGGUUGGAAUGGGCUUCUGGUGUUGAAAAACAGCUGCUUCCCCACGUCUAUGCACAUCCUAGAGGGGGAUCAGGGGGUAAUCAGCAGUCUGCUCAAAGACCACACUUCUGGGAGCAAGCUGACCCAGCUGAAGAUUGCCCAGCGCCUUCGACUGGACCAGCCCAAGCUCGAUGAGGUCACACGACGCAUCAAGCAGGGGAGCCCCAAUGGCUAUGCGGUCCUCUUAGCCACCCAGGCAACCCCCAGUGGGCUUGGCACUGAAGGGAUGCCCACAGUGGAGCCAGGUCUGCAGAGGCGGCUUCUCAGGAACCUGGUCUCCUACUUGAAACAGAAGCAGGCCGCAGGGGUGAUCAGCCUGCCAGUGGGGGGGUCCAAGGGCAGAGAUGGCACAGGCAUGCUCUACGCCUUCCCACCCUGCGACUUUUCCCAGCAGUACCUCCAGUCAGCACUAAGGACAUUGGGCAAACUAGAAGAAGAACACAUGGUGAUAGUCAUCGUCAGAGACACUGCCUAGCCCAAGCCUGUCUUUCCCAGCGUCAUGUUUGUGUCACAAAAGCAGUUAUUUUAAAAAUCUGAUCCCCUGUCUACCUUACCACUUUGGUUUGAAUUAUCUCCUGGGUUAUUUUGGUUCAUUUGGGUGGGGAUCAAAGUCCUGUCCAGCACCAAAACUAAGUUCUUAGAAUUUGGGGGAAUUUUUUUUUUUUUUUUUUAAAAACAAUGAUGAGAAGGGAAUCCGGUUAUGUUGAUUUCUAGUGUACAAGAUACUGUCUGCUGUGGUUCUGUAUUUUUUUAUUUUUUGACCAACUGUAUGGAAAGUUGUCAGUAAAACCUUUGUCAGGAUGGAUUUUUAAA
Molecule: messenger RNA, 3131 nt
Organism: Cercocebus atys (sooty mangabey)
Lineage: Eukaryota; Metazoa; Chordata; Mammalia; Primates; Cercopithecidae
Gene: RBM15B
Product: RNA binding motif protein 15B
Exons: 1
Coding region: 121-2793 (890 amino acids)
Biological process (GO): regulation of alternative mRNA splicing, via spliceosome
Cellular component (GO): nucleus
Molecular function (GO): mRNA binding
Source: RefSeq, a predicted model, not a curated record